UUUGAAGGUUUCUGGUUCGUACGAUUCAUACGGAAUUCAUACCAUUUUCAGCCAAUAGGAGAGCCAGCUCGCAUUACGUCAUUACAUCACAAAAUUCCUCAUUCAUUCUCUAACACCACUUCCCUGCUCUUAUCUAAGCUUUAACAUGGCUCCCAAAAUGAGAAGCAGUAAUGUUCUGCGUUAUAUUGAGAGUGCGGGACUCUCUGAGGAUCUCAGCGGGUUUGAGAGUGAGAACGUAUCGGCAGGGUCUCGCUUGGCCACCAAGAAUGAGACGGCAGUUCAUGUAGAGAGCACAGCUCGUCUAUAUGAACUCCGUCUCAUUCAGAUGGAGAAAUUCGCCAUACGAGAGAAGGACACGGCUAUUCUUUUUGGUGAAAAUAGCCGUCCAUUUAGGGCGGCUACUAUCAAGACCUUUCUCGAAUACUUAGGCGAACCGAAGGGCACCAAAAUUGGCAGUCUUGCCUGCAAGGGUCUGGCGCCACCUUCCAUAAAAGGGAUGGAAGCAGCAUUAAGAUUCUGGAUGCCGAAGUUUGGGCAUGUUGGCCCAUACAGUGAGCAAGUUAAAAGGGAUCAUGAUGGGAAAAUUAUAGACAUCAUCCCAAAAGGGAACCCUAUGGAGGAUGCUGGUGUCAAGACAUUGAUACGUCCGCUAAAUAAAAGGAAGCGCCGAACUUCUAGAAAAGACAUGAGGGCCGGCAUGAAGCCCUAUGAGGCAAAGAAGGCGCCACCAUUCUCUCUUGAGGAUAUGCUCAAGAUGAGAGAAUACUGUUUGAAGACAGUUGAGGGGUCCAUCAGAGAGGACGACGGCAUCUAG
Messenger RNA from Nematostella vectensis (starlet sea anemone), 814 nucleotides. RefSeq lists its product as uncharacterized. The coding region runs from base 146 to 814 and encodes 222 amino acids. Lineage: Eukaryota; Metazoa; Cnidaria; Anthozoa; Actiniaria; Edwardsiidae. The transcript has 5 exons. The record is from RefSeq and is a predicted model, not a curated record.